Molecule: messenger RNA, 3424 nt
Organism: Kogia breviceps (pygmy sperm whale)
Lineage: Eukaryota; Metazoa; Chordata; Mammalia; Artiodactyla; Physeteridae
Source: RefSeq, a predicted model, not a curated record
CCUCCCCGCGGCGGGGCGGGCCCGGGAGGGGAUGAAUGAAGCUGGAGUGGGCGCAGAGCAGCAGCCAGAGCUUGGUUCGCAGCGCGGCGGCUGGGCCCUCUGGACGCUCGGACCGCCGCUGGAAUUCCGCAUCCACCCCCGCUGCCGACGCCCUCGCGCCCUUGGCGAUGCCGCAGCACUCGAUGGCGGACAAGCGCUUCGUCUCGAUGCCACAGCUGGUCUUCCCGAGCCCCCCGCUGGCCGCCAACAGCGAGUGUGGCUGCACGCCCCCCAGCAGGCGGGCGUCCCUUGGCUCGCCCCUGAGCCAGCCGCUGUGCCAGCCGCGGCCUGAGAAGCGCGGGCCCCGGGCGGCCCGGGAGGCGCGCUACGUGGCGACGGGCCGGCCGGACGAGGCCUGCGGCUGGCGGGCCUUCGCGCCCACGUGCCUGCAGGCCUUCAACACCCCCCGGGGCUUCCUGCUGUUCCUGUGCGCGGCCUCCUUCCUGCAGGGCAUGACGGUGAACGGCUUCAUCAACACCGUCAUCACGUCCAUCGAGCGGCGCUACGACCUGCACAGCUACCACAGUGGCCUCAUCGCCAGCUCCUACGACGUGGCCGCCUGCCUCUGCCUCACCUUCGUUGGCUACUUCGGGGGCCACGGCCACAAGCCCCGCUGGCUGGGCUGGGGCGUGCUGGUCAUGGGCGCCGGCUCGCUGGUCUUCUCACUGCCCCACUUCACCGCCGGCCCCUACGAGGUGCGGGUGGACGAGGCCGUCGGAACGUGCCGGGCCAACCGCAGCGCGACCUGCGGGGGCCGCGCCUCCAGCCUGUCCAGCUACCAGCUGGUCUUCAUGCUGGGCCAGUUCCUGCACGGCGUGGGCGCCACCCCGCUCUACACGCUGGGCGUCACCUACCUGGACGAGAACGUCAAGUCCAGCUACUCGCCUGUCUACAUCGCCAUCUUCUACACCGCGGCCAUCCUCGGCCCCGCAGCCGGCUACCUGGUCGGAGGUGCCCUGCUGAAUAUUUACACCGAAAUAGGCCACCGGACGGAGCUGACCGCCGAGAGCCCGCUGUGGGUCGGCGCCUGGUGGGUGGGCUUCCUGGGCGCUGGAGCGGCCGCCUUCCUCAUCGCCGUGCCCAUCCUCGGCUACCCGCGGCAGCUGCCAGGCUCCCGGCGCUACGUGGUCAUGAGAGCGUCUGAAACGCACCAGUUAAAGGACAGCGGCCACAGGGUGACCAGCGAUCCUGACUUCGGGAAAACCAUCAGAGACCUGCCUCUCUCCAUCUGGCUCCUCCUGAAGAACCGUACGUUCAUCCUGCUCUGCCUGGCCGGGGCCACAGAGGCCACGCUCAUCGCUGGCAUGUCCACGUUUGGCCCCAAGUUCCUGGAGUCCCAGUUCAGCCUCAGUGCCUCGGAAGCUGCCACCUUGUUUGGGUACCUGGUGGUGCCGGCGGGCGGCGGAGGCACGUUCCUGGGCGGCUUCUUUGUGAACAAGUGCAAGCUCCGCGGUUCCGGCAUCAUCAAGUUCUGCCUGCUCUGCACCCUCAUCAGCACGCUGGCCUUCGUCGUCUUCUUCAUGCACUGCCCCAACGUGCCCAUGGCGGGCGUGACCGCCAGCUACAACGGGAGCCUCCUGCCCCGAGGGCCCCUGGGGCUGACAGCCGCCUGCAACGCCGCCUGCGGCUGCCAGCCGGAACACUACAGCCCCGUGUGUGGCCCCGACGGCCUCAUGUACUACUCUCCCUGCCACGCGGGGUGCCCGGGGGCGGCCUCGCCCGGCCCCGGUGGCCAGAAGCAGCAUUCCUGCGCUCACGGCGACAUUACGGUAAGCCCGGGCCUGGCUUCGCUCUGGCCCAGAACCUUCCCUCUGCAGCUAAGGCAGAGCUCUGCAGACCCCUGCGGGGUGCGUGCCGGGCCCCCGGAGAGCUGCGGCAGGAGAGAGCUAACGGCCUCUGUGAGGUGCUUGCCACCCGGGGAUGCGGCCCGGGGCUCGGCCAGGACCCGGCCGCUGGCGUGGGGCGCGACUUGGCCGCGCUUCCCGGGCGUUGAUGCGCCGCUUUUCCAUUGCAGGUGUGUCUGUGAGCGGCAGCGGUCCUUCGCACUGGGAAUCCAGUGGAUCACGGUUAGAACUCUAGGGGGCAUCCCGGGCCCCAUCGCCUUCGGCUGGGUGAUCGACAAGGCAUGCCUGCUCUGGCAGAACCAGUGCGGCCAGCAGGGCUCCUGCUUCGUGUACCAGAACUCGGCCAUGAGCCAGUACCUGCUUAUCGCAGGGCUGGCGUACAAGGUCCUGGGCUUCGUCUUCUUCACCGCCGCCUGCUUCCUGUACGAGCCCCUGUCGGGGUCUUCGGACGGCCUGGAGGCUUCUCUGCCCAGCCAGUCCUCAGCCUCCGACAACGCCACGGACCUUCAGGAAGCCCCCUCAGCCCUCCACAUCCAGAGCGACAUCUGACAGCCCACCCGCCAGCCCAGGGGCACGGGCCUGCUACGGUACUUCCCAGGAACACUAUCUAAUUUCUCCCCGGACGGGGUGACCCCACCCCGACUGAUCCCCGGCGCUGAGGACCCUGCAAAAAUCUGCCACUGGGUCUGGGGGGACUGAGCCUCAAAGGCACCGAGGAGAAAGAAUGCAAGACGUCCGAACGGACGCCCCUGCCCCAGCCCCCCAGACCUCGCCAGAGAGAGUGGGGUGACCAGCGCUUGGCUCGGAAGGAGUGGCCCAUUUUCCGGCCGGAUGCAGGGCUGCCUCCCUCUGGUCCGCUCCCACUCUGGCCCUCUCCCACGGACUUAGCCAAAUAGCCUCCCCUGGGGCCCCAGGAUCCCUCGGAAACAUGAACAGCUGUGCUUCUAAAGCAACCUGUGCGAUUCCUACAUAACUCGGUCGGUAGUUACAAAAAGUGCGAAAGCGCCUGUGGACUUCGAGGAGACACUUCUGGCAUCCCUUCCUCUCUCCUUGAACGGCGGAUGUUUGGAGCCGGUGGCUGCCCUGAGGUUUACAAGCUCUCUUGUCUCUGGAGACGUUAAGGCCGGUGAUGCUGGCGCUGUUGGAGCUGCUCCAUGGAAGGGACAGAGCACCCACCCCUGUGGGUGAGCUGGAGCUGGCGGUGCUUCUGCGUGGGUCCACACCGUCCUGCGCACGGCCUGACUUCCUGUGUUGCUCCUGAUGCAGAGGAGGCCGGUGGGCUGCCGUCCCCGGGGCACGUCCACGUGGAUCCCUCUCCCGCGUGUGUUCUACGCCUGCUGUCACCUCCUGUCCUUGGGGCCGCACAGCCCUGCAGCAGGACGGGAGCAAGUUGCAUAAGGAUGUAUUUAUGGACCCAUAUUUUGCAUAAACACUUAUUUAUAGAAUUUUUUUUUUUAACCCCAUGGUGUGCUAAGCACUUGUGAAUUCUACCCGGAGGGGAUCGGGACUCGCGUGGAAUGUUUAUCGUUGGUGUCCUCAGU